AUGACCGGUCGUUUGGCAGGAAAGAUUGCUCUCGUCUCAGGCUCUAACCAGGGCUUUGGGAGAGGGAUCCUUGAGGCCUUUGUCAAGGAGGGCGCGCUAGUAUUGGGACUGGACUUGCAAGCCAUCGAUGGUCCUGUUGAUGGAUUCCCUGAGAGUCAAGCUUACCAGAUCAAGGCCAACGUGGCCGAAGAAGGGAGUUGGAAAAAGGCGCUUGAGACCUCGAUUCACCGUUUUGGCAGGGCGCCGUCUGUUGUUGUCCACAAUGCCGGCUGGUCAUACCCAAAUAAGUCUAGCAUUGACGUAACCCUCGAGGAGUUCAACCGCGCCUUCGAGGUCAACGUCAAGAGCAUCUUCAUCGCCUCCAAGAUGCUCAUCCCCGAAAUGAAAAAGAAUGGUCCCGGCUCGACCAUUGUCAUUUCCAGCGAAAACGCGAUCCGACCCGGUGCGCUGCAGACAUGGUAUAACGCCACCAAAGCCGGCGUGUCCUCAGCAACCAAGUCCAUGGCACUCGAGUUCGCCCGGGACCAGCUCCGGUUUAACACAAUCUGCCCGACCUCGGGCAACACGCCUCUCCUGAACAAGUUUGCUGGAAUCGCGGAUGGCCCGGUCCCAGCGGAAAUCAUCAAGGCUAAAUGUGAGGCGAUCCCGAUUGGGCGUCUCGUGGAGCCCUCAGAUGUGGCCAAUGUGGCUCUCUUCCUUGCCGAGCCUGCCAGCUCGAUCAUCAGUGGCGUGGAGAUUCUCGUUGAUGAACCGGCCAACGCCGACGGGUUUUCUUAUGAUCCGGGUACGGAGGAGCGCAAGCUUCUGAAAGCUGCCCUGGCAGAGACCGAAAACACAACCUUCGAAAUCCCCAGCAUCAUGAACGGUGAACGCCUCUAUACCGGUCGGAAGAGUGCCCAGAAAAGCCCCUGGAAUCACCAUGGCGCCCCGCUCGCAGAAUAUCACGAGGUAGACCGGGAGACCGUCAAGAAGAUUGCCAUCCCUGGUGCCCUGGCUGCGCGUCACAAAUGGACAAGCAUGCCCUUCAGCGACCGCGCCGCCAUCUACAAACGCGCUGCGAGGCUUGUCGAGACCAAGUACAGAUGGAAGCUCAUGGCGGCCACCAUGCUCGGCCAAGGCAAGACGUGCGGACAAGCAGAAGGCGACUGUAUCGCCGAAGUCAUCGACACCCUCAAUUUCCACGUUUACUACUGCCAUCAGCUCUACCAGCAGCAGCCGGUUAAGCAGUCAGAUUCGGCGUACAAUAGCCUCGAUUACCGGCCGCUAGAGGGGUUCGUUCUUGCGAUUUCGCCCUUCAACUUUACUGCGCUGGGUGCACAUAUUGCUUUCACCCCGGCUAUUCUUGGGAACGUCGUACUUUGGAAACCGUCACCGAUGGCCGUGCUGUCAAACUACAUCCUGUACCAGGCCAUGGAGGAGGCCGGGUUGCCCAAGGGAGUGGUCCAGUUCCUUCCCACGGCAGACCCUGCGGUGGUUGUUGAACCUGCUCUGGCGAGCCCCCAUUUCUCUGGUCUCCAUUACACAGGCUCUUCGGCGGUCCUUAAGAGCUUGUUCGCGCAGAUUGGGACAAACACAAACAUAUACAAGACCUUUCCGCGGAUCGUGGGCGAGAGCGGCGGCAAAAACUUCCACCUGGUCCAUAACUCGUGUCGUGAAGACGUCGAUUGGAUUGCCUCCGCUGCAGUUCGAUCAGCCUUCGAGUUCCAAGGACAAAAGUGUAGCGCGUUGUCGCGUCUGUAUGUCCCGAAGUCGAUGUGGGAGCAGGGUGAUCUCAAGGCGGCGUUGCUCAGAGAGGCGGCCAAGAUGACGCAUGGCGACGACGUCAAGCAACUUCACCACCCGCUCGGGCCGAUAGUUUUCGAAGCAGCUUUCGUACGAUUCGGAGACUUCUUGGAUGACGCCCAGAAGCAUAAUCAUCGGCUCCUCUUUGGCGGCAAGCGGAAUGGUAGCAAAGGCCUCUUCAUCCAACCGGCUAUUCUGGAGGCCAACCAGGAUGACAAGACGGCCACGUCCGAUUUACUCACGCGGGAGCUUUUUGGGCCGUUGUUUGCCGUGCUAACCUACGACGACGCACUGCCGAGCAGCCUUGAGGACGUAUGCGACCUCAUAGACUCCACGAGCGAGUACGGCUUGGCGGGGUCUUUCUUCUCGCGGGACAGAGAGGCCAUAAAGAUCGCCAAUGAGAGGUUGAGAGACUCGGUGGGCAUGUUUUGCAUUAAUGAUAAGUGCACUGGGGCAGUCAUUGGGGCUCACCCGUUUGGGGGCGCGAGAUCAAGCGGGACGAACGAUAAGGCAAACUCGAUGAAUGUUCUUCUUAGAUUUUCAAGCAUUCGGACCGUGAAAGACUCAUUCGAGAGUAUGAGCAGCACCAUCAGUGCUUGCCAUAUCCCAGAGUGA
Colletotrichum karsti is the source of this 2397-nucleotide messenger RNA. RefSeq lists its product as uncharacterized. Gene Ontology annotation, cellular component: mitochondrial matrix. Lineage: Eukaryota; Fungi; Ascomycota; Sordariomycetes; Glomerellales; Glomerellaceae. The coding region runs from base 1 to 2397 and encodes 798 amino acids. The record is from RefSeq and is a predicted model, not a curated record. Gene Ontology annotation, molecular function: L-glutamate gamma-semialdehyde dehydrogenase (NAD+) activity. The transcript has 4 exons.